Talaromyces amestolkiae is the source of this 792-nucleotide messenger RNA. RefSeq lists its product as uncharacterized. NCBI's taxonomy places the organism in Eukaryota, Fungi, Ascomycota, Eurotiomycetes, Eurotiales, Trichocomaceae. The record is from RefSeq and is a predicted model, not a curated record. The transcript has a single exon. Bases 1 to 792 code for a protein of 263 amino acids.
AUGUCUUCAUACCUAGCCUCCCUCGCCUCAUCAACCACAAUCUCCMCCCUCGGCACCCGCCUCAGCAGUCUUCGCCGCGCAAUCGGCUCAGGUGACGAAAAGGACGACCCGGACAACGAAGACAGCUCACACAUCUCCAACGUCCUUCGUGCCUACUACACGGAAAAGGGUCGCCCAUUCCCCGAAUGGCUUCCUCCAGACCCAAAGGCGCCCGUUCCUCAAGCGCGGAUGGUGGCUACGCAGGCAUCGCUCCAACAGGGGAAUACGAGCGCAUACGGUCAACCGCAGGCACAAUAUACAGGUCGCGGGGGUGGCCUGGGCGAUUUAUGGGGUGAAUCGGGGCCUGCGCAACCGCCACAGUCACAAACAGCCAGUUUACGAAGUCGAGGAGGUUCAAGGACGCCAGUUGCCGCUAUAGGCAAUAACAAUACUACAUUACGACCGGAGCAUCAGCAGCAGCAGCAUCAUUCGCAAACACCGUCGCCGCAUUCGGUUUCGAGGAGACCGCUGCCUAGUCAGCGCGGUGAAUCGUAUCAGUCGUCGCAUUCGAGUUCGGGCAUGUCGGAUAGAGGGGCGUCGUCGGGCGGUUCGGCAUCGGAGAGGUUACGGGCUCGAUUGCAGGGUGGAUUGGGUAGCAGUAGUCAGAGUCCUCCACCUUCGAGGUCGCAGCCACAGCAAUAUCAAGCGUAUACUUCGGAUGGGGGCCAGGGUCAUGGAUCGAGUGGUGGGAGCGGGGGAUAUAAGCGUCCUGGGGGAUUGCCUAGUGGUCCUAGGCCCGGGGGUUAUAGGUAG